Molecule: messenger RNA, 4029 nt
Organism: Crotalus tigris (Tiger rattlesnake)
Lineage: Eukaryota; Metazoa; Chordata; Lepidosauria; Squamata; Viperidae
Product: phosphatidylinositol 3,4,5-trisphosphate 3-phosphatase TPTE2-like
Exons: 20
Coding region: 340-1917 (525 amino acids)
Biological process (GO): transmembrane transport; monoatomic ion transport; dephosphorylation
Cellular component (GO): cytosol; membrane
Molecular function (GO): monoatomic ion channel activity; phosphatidylinositol-3,4,5-trisphosphate 3-phosphatase activity
Source: RefSeq, a predicted model, not a curated record
GUCGCCGCUCGCUGCGAUAAUGGUCGCCUCUGACCUGAGCCGCGCGGCCUUGGCAACGGCGUUCCGCCAGAGAACUUUGCGGGAAGCCGCCCGCCGCCCCGCGCUUUUCCCGCCAGUGAUGGCGAUAAGCAGGCCCGAGUCCCAGUCAGGUGGAGUCGCGGCCGAGCCAGCAUGAGGAGGCGCCCCAAAAGGGGCGGCUUUUCUCAGCCAUUCUGGUCGCCGCUGCUCGUAGCCCGAAACUCCCAGGCAGGGGAUCCGUGGUAUUGACCCGGAGAGCCUUGGAUGGGUCACCGCAGGCAGUAUCUCUGCCGUGUUCCACUACAUAAGAAAUAAAAUAUAAUGUCAACUGUAAAAAUUGAAUUAGAAGGCUCCAUUCGAAAUCAAGUGACCAAGGAGAUUACUGAAGAGGAUGCAGGAACACGUACUAAAACUGAGCUAACCAAGGAAUCUGUAGUUACUCUUGAUGAUGGUGUUGAGAAAGAAGAUUCUGAUUCAGAUUCAUGGACGAGCAAGAUGAAAAAAAAGGUAUCUCCAUGUGUGAUGUCUUUUGGAUUCAGAUUUUUUGGUGUGGUGCUUAUUUUUGUGGAUGUUUCACUUGUGAUUCUUUCUCUGGUGAUUGAUGAACCACGCGAUUCUGUUGAAUACAUGAUUGGAAACCUCUCUUUGAGUAUAUCAUUAUUUUUCUUCAUAGAUGUAAUCCUGCGAGUGUUUAUUGAAGGAUUCAAAAACUACUUCAAAUCCAAAUUAAACAUUCUAGAUAGCAUCAUUGUUGUGGGUACAUUGUUGGUUGAUAUUUUAUAUAUUUCCUCUGACUUGGCUGGAAUAACUCUGCUUCCAAGAGCAGUUGCCAUUCUUCGAAUAUUGAGGGUUAUAAUUCUGGUAAGAAUUUUUCGAUUGGCUGCUGAGGCAGAACGACUUGAAAAAGUGACUCGGAGGUUGGUCUCAGAAAAUAAAAGGCGUUACACAAGAGGUGGCUUUGACUUGGAUCUCACUUAUGUCACUGCUCGUGUUAUAGCAAUGUCGUUUCCAUCUUCUGGGCAGCAGGCUUUCUACAGGAAUCCUAUAUGGGAAGUUGCAAAGUUCUUGGACACAAAACAUGAAGACCACUACAAAGUCUACAAUCUUUGUAGUGAGCAAGGCUAUGACCCAGAGAUUUUCCAUUAUAGAGUGGAGCGGAUGUUUAUUGAUGACCACAGUGUUCCCACUUUGGCGGAGACACUCAUAUUCACUGCCAAUGUGAGGCAAUGGAUGGAACAGGACAACCGCAAUGUUAUAGCAAUACACUGUAAAGGUGGGAAAGGUAGGACUGGAACUAUGAUUUGCAUCUGGCUUAUUGACACCGGCCUGUUUAAGACUGCGCAGGAAAGUUUGGAGUACUUUGGUAAAAGAAGAACUGACGAAACUGCCAGCACCAAGUUUCAGGGUGUUGAAACUCCAUCACAGAGUAGAUAUGUAGAAUAUUAUGAAAUCUUGAAAUCAGAAUACAACCUGAUCCUCCCACCAGAGAAGCUUUUCAGAAUCAAAUGCAUAAAACUCUAUGCUAUCCAAGGAGUUGGUAAGGGCAAUGGAACUGAUUUCAGAAUAAAGAUAAUCAUGAAGAAGGAUGUAGUAUUUCAGUGCAUUUGUGCAACACUAAUGAACUGCAAGUUGUUCCUUGAUCAUGAAAAUGACUUGAUAGUAAUUGGUUUGAAGAACUGUCCUGUCAUCAGAAAUGAUGUGAAAGUCAGAUUUGAAGCUACUUCUGAUAUUCCAAAAGGCUAUGAUGGCUGUGCUUUCUUUUUUUGGUUCCAUACAGCUUUUAUACAGGACUAUCAACUUUUCCUCACAAGAAAUGAAAUCGAUAACUUAAACAAACCAAAGAUGUGGAAGAUGUUCAGAGAUAAUUUUGCUGUGGAGUUAAAUUUCACUGACCCAUGACUGAAGCAAGCAGAAACAGACUUAACUGGGAAUUGCAUAAUAAUUUAGUAACCUGGUUUUGCACCUGAUAUGGAAUUGUAUUUUGAGACUACUCCUUCUCAGUGUUCAGAAUCACCUUGAAUGUAAAAAUAAAACUAAUAUCUAGUGCGCUAUCAUGAUUACAACAAUUAAUUUUGCCAUCUGGAUUCUGUAUAAGAAAAUUAAAGGGCCUUCAGUGUAAACUCAGUAGCAAGUUCACAAGUUCUUCAUUAUCUUAUUCUGACCUUUUAAAAAUCUUUUAUCUUUCUAUCCUCCCAAAAUGACUGGGUUAUUGGCCAAUUUCCAAUAGCAGUUUAUGAUUGGGAGUCUGGAGAUGUGGCUUAACUAUAUUGUAAUGGCUUCUGAUGCCAGAUUCAUCAGGUUCAUGUGUGAGCCAUGAUGCCCCAAGAUUGGAGAGCAAAGUUUCUACCUGCUUUUCCUCCCUCUCUGCAUUCCAUUGGCCUUUUACUGAGUUUCUGACCUAGUAUAUUUUUUAUAAUUUUUAUCCCACAUGUGGGAACUCCAAACAUUGUAUGAACAGUUUAGUUUCACAAUUUGCAUUGACUGGGAAGGCCUUUAAAUUCACAAUUCAGUUUCCAGGCAGGAUAGGGGUAUGUGUAUGGAGAAUAUUAUGUUAGGAAAAGUUGCCACUGGAGUUCAUUGUUUUUAAAAUGGCUGGAAUUUAUAAUAUGUAAUGAUGAUGGCUCCUUCACCAUAGAUAAUGCAUGUAAGUGAUUACAUUACCUCCCCAAAUUUUUCCUUAUAAAAAAACCUUUCAUGUUUUCUUUAGCAAGCUAGAAAUUCUACCUGUUGAUCUAGUUACAAUAUAAUAUUUGUUCAUGAAUUCCAGUUUAGCAGCUUUAUAUUAGCUCCACUUUGAUGUUUUGUCAUUUCAUAUAUAUUAUCAAUUCAUGUUUGCAGCACAAUAUCCUGAAGGAAUGAAAUGCUUUCCCUCUAUGCUUCUCCUAGUUUUAAUGUAUGAUUUAUAUAAUUUUAUAAUUUCAUUUAAACUAUGCCGCCCAACAUCGGAAUAGAUAAUGUGAAAAAUAAUUUUUGAUGAUAAAAUUGGUAGCUGGAAGUAUAGGUCAAAUGGUAUAUCAGCAUCAGAAAAAUGUACAGUAUGGAAAUAAUUUUGUGUAAUAUAUAAGGACAGGUUUAACAUCUAAUAUCGACAAAAAUCAUAUGCUGUAUUUUUAUUCUGAAAUAUUGCCAGUCCUUCUAAUCAUCUGUAUGCAAACCUGUCAAGCAACAUUAGAUAUUCUGUUAUACAAUCUAUUGCAGUGUAUGGCAUCCUUGUCAACUUUUAAGAGGUAUGAACUUCAACUAAUAUUCUGGCUGGGGAAUUCUGGGAGUUGAAGUCUGCACAUCUUAAAGCUGCCAAUUUUGAAAAAAGUGAUCUAGUGUUUAAUAAGUUAUUAAUGCUACUUUGAGUUUCCAAAAUUAGCAUGUAAUGCGGAAUUUGCUACUACUGUAUUCCAAGAUGUUUGACACAUCUAAAAUUAGUUUAUAACAUGCAUAUUUGUGAAGGAUAUUGUUAAAUACAUUGAGUUUCAGCUAAAAGCUUGUUCUGUACGCUGAAUUCAGAUGCAGUGUCAGUGAGCCAAAUGCAGACUACAAUAUCACUCCAUUCCAAAGCAUUGUUAUAGAAGUUGAGCCAACUGUUGUCCAUAUCACUACUAAUAAUAUGCUACAACUAAGAAAUAUGAUUAUAGCUAAACACAGCAGAUUAUAUUAAUACCUUUUAAGAGAAAUGUUUAGACGUGUAUAGAUUAUAUGUCAUUAGAGAAUGAAAAAAAAUCUGAUUUCUCUAAUCAACAGAAUGCUGAUUGGUACAAUAGCAUUAUAUUCUGGGAACAUGGAACAUUAUAGAGAAAUAUUGGGUACUAGAUUACAAGUGAUUUUUUAGAAGUCUGUUUAUCUGUAAGGUGCUUUCCAAUGUUCUCUAUUGUGUGAGAAUCAAAUCACCAAUAAGUAGAGUUGUAUACAAAUUAACUAAUGUGGAACAUUAUAAAUACUACUCUGCAAUGCACCUCCUGUUCAGCUUUCCAGAAUAUUAAGAUACUUCUAGUGCACUCACUUAUGUUGCAAACUUAG